AUGCCUAAGAAAGCCAAAUCGAUUCAAUUAAUUUUCGACGAUGAUCGAAAGAAAUUUUAUCGAGCCCGUGAUCAAUUAAGUGGUGUGGUACUAUUGCAAUCACUUGGCAAUGUUGCCGUUGUUAAUAUUAAAGUGCACGUUUUUGGUAAAGCCGAUACAGAAGUAACUGAAGUUUGUCAAGAUACCGAUGGUAAACGUCAGAAUCUAGUACAUAAAGCCGAAAAAGUCUACCUUGAUUACUUCCAAUUAGUAUGUGGCACAGAUGACACAAGGGGUCUUAGUAUUAUACCUGAAGGGGAGCAUCGAUUUCCAUUUUCCUGUAACUUACCUACAGAUUUGCCUUCUUCUUUACAACGUCACAAAGAAAAGAAAGUUACUCCGAACGCUAUACGAUAUUAUGUACACUGCGUAGUUAAUUAUAGUGAAAAGAAAAGCGAUAACGUCUAUAAACCUUUUCAAGUGCAACAUCUCCUGAACGUUGACGACCCUGUUUUCUCGGUUCCACCAUCUCCAUUGAUAGAGGAAAGAACCGUUACCAGUUUAGCAUGUAUUCCUGGUGAUAUUAAGCUUACAGCAAGCAUUGCACGUCAAGCCUUUUUAAAUUUCGAGCCCAUUUUAAUUAAUGCAGAAAUAGGAAACUUUUCCAGAAGGAGACUGACUGCUUUAGAAGUAGCGCUGAUUAGGAAUGAAGAAUAUAACGCAGAAGGUGUAUCCAAUACUAAAAGCUAUGAAAUAGCUAAAAUAUCGACAGGUCGCAUAGCUGCUAGGCAAACUAUCCACUGGUCUAGUGAACCUCUACCUUUGCCCGAUUAUUUAACACCAACAUUAUUAAAUUGUCCUUUAAUUAAGGUCAAUUACCAACUUGAGUUCACUUUGAAAAUUCCCGGAGCGGAAAAUAUAACUAGAAAGUUAGACAUAAUUAUCGGUACGGUAACGAAUGAAAUAAUUUCUCAACUGCAAAUAAACCCGCCACAAAGUCAAGCCGGAAGUAGGCACAACAGCACUUUAAGCGCCAAUCCAGAUACCCCUCCACCUCCUUACUCUGUAUUGGAGCCUAAUAAUUUAGACGAUCAGACACCAUCAGCGCCUGAAGUUGAUUCCAUGGCCGCUGUUGCCAUAAAUUAA
This is a messenger RNA of Trichoplax adhaerens, 1125 nucleotides long. RefSeq lists its product as uncharacterized. NCBI's taxonomy places the organism in Eukaryota, Metazoa, Placozoa, Uniplacotomia, Trichoplacea, Trichoplacidae. The coding region runs from base 1 to 1125 and encodes 374 amino acids. The record is from RefSeq and is a predicted model, not a curated record. Gene Ontology annotation, biological process: protein transport. Gene Ontology annotation, cellular component: cytoplasm. The transcript is spliced from 5 exons.